UUACAGUACAGAUGUAUUAUAGAAAAAUGACAGACAGUAGGGAGUGAGAGACAGAGAGAGAGAGAGAGAGAGAGUGAAUGAAGGAUGGAGGCACCUGUGCUCUUAAACAUCUGAGUCAAAGCAGCAGACCUCUGAGGAUAGACCCAGCUAUAAGAAGUGCAACAAAGUCACCAGAUCUCCUCCAGCACUGGAUUACCAACACAGUUUCUUAUAAGUGCUACUACUUCCUUACAAAUGCUACCAUUUAAACAAAAAAGAAGCUGAUUAUUUGGAAACUGGAACAAAAAUCUUUCUAAAAAAAAGAUGCUAAAAAUCCUUUUAGCAACUGGCCUUCCAUUCACACUGUAAUGAAUGUACUGUUUACCAUUCAGAGACAUUAAAAAGCAUGAGUUUGUAUCCUAGACCUACUUUGGGACGUCAGUUUUCUGAACCAGACGGCAUAACAUCAGAUACACAGUUAUCCAAUGAAACGACAGCACAGGGGCAAAGUCAGUUAUCUGUUGGGUCUGCAGCCGCUAGAUUCCAAAUCCGCUCCGCUAACACACUUCACUACAGACCCAUAAGACACAUUAAGGAAGACAAAAGUCAGGAGGAAGGUGCCAAGAGCACUGAAGAUGUGAAGAAAUUUUAUGACUCAAACAAAAGCAAAAGCUUAGACUGGAGAGGGGCAGGUGCAAGAAGAGGACAUGGAAAUGCAACUUGGACGUCUAGUGGGACCCGAGACUCCGGACAGAACUUUGUUAGGCGUACUGAAAGUUUAGGCAAAAAGGAGGACAACAACAACAUAACUUCGGACAAAGAAGCUAAUCUACCUAAUUCGAUGUCAUGGAGGAGUCACAAUUACAAUGUAACCGAACAAGGGGACAGAAAGGUUUACCUAAACUCUGUCCCUACGCCUGUGGGAACGAAUCGUAUCAUGCUUAAUAUGGAACAGACAGGCAGUGGCCAGUCACUCCCCACUAGGAUGAAACCAAGACUUAGCCAAGGUAGUAUAGGAGAAGCUAGCAAUCUCUGGGCACAGCUGCCACACAAUGAAACAAGUCCCGAUCAGACUGACAACAAAAUAGGAGUCUGGGCUAGAGAUCAAGGACAUAGCAAUACCCAGGAAGUAACUGGAAAUCAAACAAUUUUGGAAAGAAUUGAGAAACUCUUAGGGUCAAGUUCUUUGCACAGUAAGCCUGAUGCAAACUCAAAUGAUCUGGUCAUUGAUAAACGCAGCCCUACUCAUGAUUCUAGUCAUCUGAACUCUGACACCAUAAAUUCCCAUUUCCGUCAAAGAAAAUCAAACCCUAACUCCCCCUCUGGACCUCUGUCUCCCACUGACAACCAACAAUUGAGACCUUCAUACACUGUAGAAAAAUCUGGAACAUUCCCAAGAUGGUUCUCUAAAAGCGAACAAACACCCUACAGUAAGAUUCAAGAGCCAUCUAGGCCAGAGACCGUAAAUGACCAAAAGGACGAUUCUUCUGGCGUAUUCUUCUCUAAGCCUAAAUGGGGAAUGGAAAAAUCUUCUGGUAAAAUCAUUCAAUCACUGCUCUCUAAAAGCGAACAAACACCCUACAAUAAGAUGCAAGAGCCAUCUACGCCAGAGAUCAGAAAUGACCAAAAGGACGAUUCUUCUGGUGUAUUCUUCUCGAAGCCUAAAAGGGAUAUUGAAAAAUCUCCUGGUAAAAGCAUUCAAUCAUUUCCACCUGCAGCCAGUGAGGAGCCAAGUAAAAUAAGCUCUCUCGAUUUCAAAAGUCAGUCCAUAGAAAAAAACAGGAGUAAAGUUUUUGAAACUGCUCAACCCAGCGGUCAAAGAACAACUGCUCAGAUGAUAUUACAGUCCACGUCUUCAGAUGGUAUCUCCAAUCAAAGUGUCAAACAAAUCGCAACCCCUUCAGCAGGUUUCAAGAAAGAAAUUGAAAAAGAACCAACCCAACCCAAGCAUCCAUUAGCCUCAAGAGGAGCACCCCACGAUGAAAUACAUCAAGAGGAUUCUUCUGCAGUAAAGACUGAAGAAAAGAGAGGAGAUGAAGAAACCAUCUCCAGUCCAACUUUAGACUCUGUGAAGAAUACGAUACAUAAGUUUGAAGCCUUGGCUCAACAAAGUCAAAACGCACCACAAAUUAUACGUCCUAGAAGAGCCUUAUCAGUACCAGAGCAGCCCAAACCUGUGGUUCAUGUGAGGAAGAGUGAUUCAGAUAUGAAUCUAAAUUUUAGAAGGAUGAUGGGAAACUCGGAGAGCAUAAAAGCAAAUCCCAUUGAGGAGCCAGAAGGCAAUGUAGAACUAAACAGAACCCAUCAGUCAAAUCUCACCGUCAAAGUACAACCCACGUCCCAACAAAGAUUGACAUACAAAACGAGUAUUGACCUUAUUCCAACGUUCAGUCAGCUACAUGAACCAAAGUCUGAUCAGCAUAUCACCACAUGGGAUAAAAGGUGGACUGUUCGCAACAGACACAUAGACGAACCAGAUCUUACCAUCACUCCUGGCACAGGUCUGCAGAGGUCUAACACAGAUUCUCAACUGUCAAAUGUCAACCGUUUAAUAAAGCAACAAAGUAUUCAUGUAAAUAUGGAUGACAAUAAUGACGAAUGUGAUGAUGAUACACCAACUAACUCUCCAGAUAGAGACCCUCUCACAGUGAACAUGCAGAGGCAAAACAGCACCUUAAAACCUCAAACUUCAGCACGGACCUUAGAACGUACAGAUGUUGGUGCUUCCAUCUCAGUUAAGUCUGCAGACAAUAGCACUUAUCCUAAAGUGGUCAAUCCUUCUCAAAGUUCUGCUUCUACUGUUCCUGCCCCGGCAAUCUAUUCCUCAUUUAAUCAUUCUAAUAAUAACAACUAUAAAAAAGCAUUGGAGGAUGUGGGCCCAACUGUCACUAGCAUGGCUAGGUGGAGCUCCGAUGAGGAAGAUUAUGAUGAUGAGGAGGACUACGGGGGAACAGAUUCAGAAGAUUCUGACUCGGGAGAAUCGUCUGUGACCAUAACAAGCAACAUGAGCCAAUCAGAUCGCAGAAGCUUUUCUUUAAGUCUACAGGAGCUUUGCAUUUUUGGUGGGGUGGACUAUAAACCAUCAGAUGAUGAGGACUGGGCGCCCUCACGCUCUGCCUCUCUCAGCUCAGACAUCUCAGCCUUCUCUUCUGUGACCCUUCUGAGCAACAAUGAACUGGAUCGCUUAAUGGAUGACGUUAAAAACUUAGGAGAUGAAACCUUGCAGAAGUAUGAAGAUGUGCAGGUGGUUGUAUUGCACAAGGAGGUGGGGAGUGGCUUAGGAUUUACCUUGGCAGGUGGAGUGGAUCAAAAUAAACCAGUCACGGUCCACAGAGUGAUUCCUGGCGGUGUGGCAGCACAGGAAGGCUCUGUCUUUGAAGGUGCCUGGGUGCUGUCGAUCAACGGCACGCCCCUGCAGAAAUCUGCUCAUUGGGAGGCUCUGAGGACACUGAGGAGGGCGAGGAGUCAGACCAUGGCAGUGGUGGUUCUCCAGAACGUCUACCAAAAUGAGACCAUUCACACACCAGUAAACACAGGCAGAAGAGUUCAUGUCAUUCUGAACAAGUCCAGCUAUGAUCUUGGCUUUAGUCUGGAAGGAGGGUUGGACUCCAGCUUAGGGGACAAACCCCUCACUGUACAAAAAAUCUUCCAGGGUGGACCAGUGAGUCAAGUGUUUCCUGGGGAUGAGUUGUUGGAAGUGCAAGGUCAAAGUUUGACAGGCAUGAGACGGAUUGAAGCAUGGAACCUAAUAAGAAGACUGCCACCUGGACCUGUGGAGGUCUUAUUACACCGUCCUCACCAACCACAUUGAGGAACUUAUUUUUCCUCCUCGCUUUUCAAUUGCACUUUCUGAUUCAGUCAUUAGUUAAACACUGGUAUAUUUUCAUACAAGGACUUUUGCUGUAACAGAAGCUUUUUUAAUGCAAUUUGACUGUUCGGCAUUGAGGAAGUAGUGUUGUAAAGAACCAUGAAUUUACACUGCCUAAAUUGAAUGAGAAACAACAGACACUGAAGGCCAGUUUCUUCUAAAUAUUACUGUAUUACUUGUUUAUACACUCAAAUUAUGCAGCUAUUGGUAAUAUUUUACAAGCAGUCUGUAUCAGAGGUCAUAUAUUGUUUUGCUACGAAGUGUGUAUAUGUGAAUAUGUUGUAUGUACAGCACAGAUCCGUCCUCAGCUAUUAUUUUUUUAAAUAUUAAAGCAAAGUUAGCAACUA
Molecule: messenger RNA, 4194 nt
Organism: Paramisgurnus dabryanus
Lineage: Eukaryota; Metazoa; Chordata; Actinopteri; Cypriniformes; Cobitidae
Biological process (GO): induction of positive chemotaxis; leukocyte chemotaxis
Molecular function (GO): cytokine activity; CD4 receptor binding
Source: RefSeq, a predicted model, not a curated record